GUACCUCCGCUGGUCGGCGACUCGGUACUAAGGGAGGCGCUUCAUAGUUUCGAUUCUCCGCGUCGUCUCAGUGAGCCCUGGAAGGAAAGCAGCCAAGAAACCGUGCAGGAAGUAGAAAAGGCUGGAAGAAAAACGAAACCUGCCUGCAGUGCAGACUGAGCAGUCGUCCGCCCGGUGCAGUCGGUCUCCAGUGUGCUCCGCCUGACAGCCUUCUUGGGUUGCGCCAAAAUGGCAGAGAACAACCCUUCACCUCGUCCUUGCAUGGCAUGUCUGAAUGAAUAUUGUCAGAGAAGGCACUUAAUCUUGGAGUACAGAGAUGUUGAUGUGACAGGCCCCCCUCAUGAUCGUAGAUUCACAGUAAUGGUCGUAAUAGACAAUAGAAAUUAUAGGCCAGCAACAGGUAAAACGAAGAAGGACGCAAGAUAUAAUGCAGCAGAAUUAGCUUGGGAAACCAUACAACAAGAAACGCUGGCUUUGCAACAGCCGCUGCUGAUUCCAGCCACACCGCCACCUCAGCAGCCAGAAGUGUCCCUGCCUCAUGCAAACGUGUCAGAACCUUUGUCUCCAAUGAACUAUAUCGCCUUGCUCAAUGAUUAUGCACUAAGGAACAAAAUACCUAUUCAGUACAGUGUAGUGUCCAGAGGUGGAACGGAUCAUAUGCCAAUCUUUUCGAUGCAGUGUAAACGUGGUGAUAAAGUUCUUGGUGAAGGUAAAGGAAAGAACAAGCAAACUGCAAAACUUAAUGCAGCCAAGCUAGCUUAUGAACAGCUAGUUCAGCCAGUUCCUAGGAUGGCAAGAAAUGUUACCCCUACUAAUUCAUCCACAAGUCUGUCCGUUAAUAAUUCCCAAGGAACAUCAGGCACAUCUGCAAACUUUGUUCCAGACUCAACAGAUCCUGCUUCCAACGCAUCAGAUAGUGUGGUCUUUCAAAGAUCUGGUUUAUUUUCAAAUGGUGCAGAUUCUGAUUCAGGAUGUAAGAGUGCAGUUGACGAACUGGUUAAUAAAGUUGAUGCCCUGCAAGUCAAUGAAAAUCCAUCCCCUUUGGCAAAUGCCAAAGGUCCUGCUGCAAAACCUAAAAGGAAAGAAACACCAUUGGCACCUGCAUUUUCAAAGGCCCUUCAAAAGGAAGAUAAGGAUACUGUCAAGGACAGGAAUAUUUGGAAUAUUGGAACAUUUAAGGAUAUAGAGCAAAUUGGUCGUGGUGGAUUUGGGAAUGUUUUCAAGGCAAAACAUGCCAUUGAUAAUAUAGUGUAUGCUGUCAAACGAGUCAAGCUUACUGACAGUAAUGGAGAAGAAUCCACAAAAGAAGUACAAGCCUUAGCAAAACUUAAGCAUGAAAACAUUGUCCGAUAUUAUCAUUGUUGGAUUGGGAAAGACAUUUUCCCAUCAGAGGACAGCAUAAGCGAUAACAGUUUAGAGCAAGACUGUCAGUUUGAAUGCCUUUUUAUAUGUAUGGAAUAUUGUGAGAAGGGAACACUCAAAGAUUGGAUUGAUAAGAAGAGAGCAAAAGAAAGCUGUGAGGAUGACUCCUCUAAUAAAUUCCAGCAAAUUGUGGAAGGGGUGGAGUACAUUCAUUCCCAAGACUUAAUUCAUAGAGAUCUUAAGCAGCCUGAAAAUAUUUUCAUAUCUGGAGAUGAUAAAAUUAAGAUAGGUGAUUUUGGAUUGGUAACACCAGGUGUAGAUGACCUUUUGGUAGAACGGACUGCAAACAAAGGAACCAGAUCAUAUAUGGCCCCUGAACAGGUGGGGAGCAGAUAUACAAAGGAAGUAGAUAUCUUUCCAUUAGGAUUAAUUUGGUUUGAAAUGCUUAACCUAUUUGAAACUGGCCAUGAGAGAAUCCAGGUGUGGAAGAAUAUCAGAGAAUGUCAAUUUCCACGAACAUUUAUCAAGAACUUUCCGAGAGAGCAAUCGCUGAUUACGAAAUUGCUUUCAAUUGAGCCAUUGGAAAGACCGUCAGCGACCGAACUUUUGAACAUCUUAAAAAUUUUAAAGAACAAACCAACCAGCCUAUAUACUUGCUAAUUCUUUACAAAACAAUAAUAUUUUGAUAGAAAAUUGUGGUUGUGCUUCUGCAGAAAUAUGAAAAUUGACCCAAAUCCAAGUGUGUGUGAAUGCACAAAAUGCUUAGGCCCUUAAAUCUGAAGGAUGGCCUCUUUCUAUAUGUCCUACUGUAGCCUUCAAGAUAUGCUGGGGAUAAUCUUGUGAAAGAAAAGCAUCAAUGCUAUACUAAGAAACAUUCGCUCACUGUGUGAAAAUAGCAAUGUCUUCAGUUUAGCUAAUUCUUACUGCCUGUUAUUGUAUAGUUAUUCAAAUUGGCAUUUGGAGGCAUCCUGCCUCUGAACCUGGAAGUAGCCUAUAGCCAUCAAGACUAGUAGCUAUUGAUGGAUUUGUCCUCCUUGAAUUUGGCUUUAAGUGGGGCUUAGACAGAUGCAUCCAUCUUUGGCUGCUAGUUUUGAUAGCUAUUGACUACCUCUAGGUUCUGAAGCAGAAUGUCUCUGAAUACCACUUGCUGCAGAGGAAUGGCAGGAGAGGGAGCAUGAAGGCAUCUCAUGGUUCUGGACUUCUCAGAGGUAUCUGGUGGAACAGGAUGCUGUUUCCCAUAGUGCCCACAAGAUAGGCCUUGGGCCUAAUCCAGCAAGGCUGUUAUGACAACAGCCACUCAGUGGAGCAGUGAUUCAUGAGAAGGCACUGAAGCUGUACACACAUUUCACUAAGGAAGGUCAAGCAGCAACAUCUGGUGAUGCUGGGCACACUUUUCAAGUAAGCAAAAGCUGGUUUGAGAACUUCAAGCACCACUACUGUUUCCAUAAUGUGAAAUUUGCAGGGGAAGUUGCAUCUGCAGAUCAUGAAGUGGCAAGCAGAUUCCCAGCAGAGUAGCUGCAGCUGAUUGAAGAGAAGGGAUACAACCCUGUGCAGGUCUUCAAUGCUGAUGAGUCAGGCCUGUUUUGGAAAAGAAUUCCAGUUGGGUUCUUCAUCUCCAAGCAGGAACGAACUGCUAGAAGACUGAGAAUAGGUUCAUUUUGCCCUCUUCAGACAUUAUAAAGGGCAGGGGCCCUCUCCUACCCCCAGGGAAGAGAAAUGAUUUUGUGGUGACAUGCAUGAAUUGUCCCCUUUGCUAAGCAGGGCCUGCCCUGGUUUGCAUUUGAAUGAGGGACUACAUGUGAGCACUGUAAGAUAUUUCCCUUAGAAGAUGGGGCAACUCUGGGAAGAGUACCUACAUGCUUGCAUGCAGAAGGUUCCAAUUCCCUCCCUGGCAUCUUCAGACAGGGUGACAGAGAGAGGCUGCUGCUUACAACCUUGGAGAAGCUCUGCCAGUCUGUCUGUGUAGACAAUACAGUACUGAGCUGCAUGGACCAGUGGUCUCACUCAGUACAGUAUAAGACACAGUACUGUACUGAACUGUCCAAUACAGCACUGUACAAAGCACAUCCCCCCGCAGAAGAACAAUCCUAGAGAUGAUCUGGACUUUAUCUUGAGCAGCAGCUCAAAAAGGCACUUCGAAGCACAAGAAACACUCCCCCAAAAAGAUAAUCCAAAGCACGCCAAAUUUCUCCAAGACACACACUCCAACCUCCACCAUCAACUCUUCAACGACCCACAGAGCUCCUCCUCAAACCACACUGAUAUAAAGCACAUGCUGAAAGUGAAACUAAAAAUUGUACCUGCAAAACCCGUAAAUAGCCAAAACCAUAUACAGCAGAAAAUGAGACCUGGCAUAUGUUUGCCAACCACGAAUAAGUGAAACCGCAGAAAAAAAACCCAUGGAAAACAAGAGCCUCCUGUACUUUUUCCUUAUCCCAUCUUUUGUUUUGAUUUGUCAUUGUUAAUUUUACUCAUACAGCACCUUGUUUUUUAUUAGAUACUUAAGAAAUAGUACUGGCUGUGCAGAUUCAGGGGUGUAGCAAGGUUGGAGUGGGCCCAGAGACAAGAUUUUAAAAUGUGUCAUCCCCCCGACUGAAGCUCAGCUCAUGAAGUAAAGAAAUCUUAAAUGAGGCUGAAUAGUGGUAACAAAAAGCAUUGUAAAAAGGUUUUGUAAAUUGUGAAUGAUGCAAGUCAUUUAAUGGUACUAGAGAAAGACAUGCUGUUCUCGUAGCUCCUGGUUUUAACACUCACAUCAAUUUUGGAGGAUGAAUACAACUGAAGGAAGCCCAGCGGGUGUGUGGUUGGGGGAGUCAGUUAUGUGACUUGCCUCUGGGGGGCCCCCAAGGCAGGGGGCCCCCAGAUAACUGUCUCCCCUUGCCCUAUUAUAGUUAUGCCCCUGGUAGGGCUUGACAUCUCCCCUUGGACUGUUGAAGUUUGCACCUUCCUAGCCAAUUUGCAAACUUGCAUAAGCAUUCGAAAAGGAUUUGGUAUCUAGGGUCAAAGGAACUAAUCUGCAGUUUCAUCAUGCAAUAGUCUGGGCUGAUUUCGAGUUAAAGGAUUGACUAAACAUACACUUUGGCUAAAAUCACUCUUAAGUUCCUUUGCAGAACUCUCCAACUUGUUUUAAACCACUCUUCUUUUGCUUGUACUGAAAUCUCAGAUAUAUCUAUCUUAGUAUCUUAAUGGUUUUUAUUACUGUUCUGCUUAUUAAAUGUGUAGUUAUAGUGCUGUUUUCUAUUAGCUGCUUGUUAGAAUUCUUAGUAAAGUGGAUGAAUGAGAUUUCUCAGUUCCUUAUUUCUUUGGGAAACUAUAUGGAAUACAAGGGAAGGGGAAUGUCUUCUCAUGCAGAACACCUCCUGAUGUUUUACCCUUAGAGCUUCCUAAUGUACCAUAGAUGUGACUUGCUUAUUUCCGGAAAGACCUGGCACUGCACUCUGUCCAUAGCCCCCUUUUGGGGAUGCACAUCCUGGUAAUCAUUGUUAUUGCCCACAUGAACAACAUCGUAUGCAGCGGUUCCCAACCUGUGGAUCGUGAGAUUAUUGAGAUUACUGCCUGGGGGGGGGGAAUAAUGUAAUAAUCUUAUGUACCCUCUUAUGCAUCAUAUACAGUGUUGUAUUAUUUGCAAUGUAAUUUGCUUCAAACAUUCUUGUGUAAUAUAACAAUAAAUGAUUAGAAAUAGCUGUUUUUAAUACCCCUUGGCAGCAGUUCCCAGCCUUUUUCUUUAUGUAGAAAGAAAAUGUAUACAGUCUGCAUACAGCUAUACAGUUGUGCCUCUCCAACCACAGGUUUCCCAGUCAUAGAUUUGAAUAUCCGUGACUGGGAUAUCGUCACUGGUCUUUCCAACCAUAACCUGAGUAUUGGUGGUUUGGCCAUUUUUUAAAAAGUGUGUGUGGGGGGAGUGAAUCUGUGUUUUGCCUUGUUUUUUCAGCCCUUCCACGAUGACCACAACCCCCUAACCCGGUUUCCAGUGCUUUCUUAUUGCUAGUCUACUGUGAACUCACCAAUCAUGAGGUUUUCCAGGAACUGAACCCUCGCGGUUGGCGAGGGGCGACUGUAUUGUCAUCAAAAACCUAUGCAGACCACCAAAUAAGCAAGCUGGUUUUUUAAAAAAAUAAAAUAAAAUCUUAACAUAGCCUAUGGCUUACAGGAGUCAAACACAAAUUAAGAGGUAUUCAAAACAUAGAUACUACUAAUAAUUUAUUACAUUUGUGGUGGGUUGUGCCUUUAGAAUUUGGGUUGUACUGUGCCUUUAAAUGGCUUGAAAGUAUAAGCCAGCUGAGAUGAGUCAGUAGAUAAAAAGGGAUAUAUUAUUCUGGAUAUGACAAUAUUACACAAGAAUAUUUAUGAAGCAAACGGCAUUGCUAAUAGUAAUAUAACAUAUGACACAUAAGAGGUACACAGGAUUAUUAUUUUAAAAAUUUCCCCAUGGACCACCUGCACUACUCUUGCAGACCACAUGUUGGGAACCCCUGCCCCUUGAUAUGUUGGAUUCCUGUCAGACAGAGGUUAUGUUAAAAAUAUUUUUAAUAGCUUGCUUAUAUAAUGGUCUGCAAAAGCUUUUGAUGACGAUGUAGUGAUUGCCAUAAAGGAAAAGGUUGGGAAUUGCUGUUGUAAUGUGAAUGCCAAACACAUCAUGAUUGUCUCUGUGCUUAUGGGAAUACAACCACCAAUAGAGUAGGGCAGAUAAACUGUGUGUUCUCAUUUCAGAUCCAUUUCUACUUUUAAGUAAAUUAGGCUUCGUAUAAUUGUGCCAUAGAAAAUAAUUUGAUAGGUGUGGGUGAAACAUGCCCUAUGUUAGUUUGUGUACAUUAGCACAGCCACAGCCUUCCCUUUAACAUCUGAUAAUACUGAGCACAAUUCAGCCAAUCCUGAAACAAUAUAUACAGACCUAUUGCUCUUCACACGCUUAACUUCCCAAUAAAUCAUACAGUAGUUUUAAGCACAUUUUCACAUAAGGUUUGCAAGCAGAACUUCCUCCCUAUAUACUGUGCAUAAGACAACAGCCUUAAGUAAACUACUUUUGCAUUUGGGUGAAGCAUGCCUUGUACAGUGGAGGAAGAUCUCCUUUCCAUGGGUUGUACCCCCUUACUUAAGGGCUUAUGCAAAUCAGGUUUCCCAAAAUGCUUUGGGAAGACCCUUCCAGUCCUGUCUUGCUCAUGCCCCCCGCCCCCCCGCAACCAAAAAAAAAAAAAAAGUAAUUGACUAAUUGAAGGCAAGAUGGAAAGGCUUACAAUACAAGAUUACUUUUUACUUUGAUACUGUCAUUUAUGCUUUGGAGGAAGAAUUUGCAAGACCAAGAAGGUGGAAACAUGUUUGGCAGAGACAGACAAGUUACAAAGAAAUAUGCAUUCUUCAGAUGAACUCCAAUAACAAGAGGAAAAACUUCUGGCAAAGUUAAACAUACACAACAGUAGUGUGGUUUCUCAACAUGAACUUUGUGGAAAGUGAAUCAUUUGGAAAUAAUGGAAGAAUAACUGGUUCAUGUGGUUAUAUUUCACUGGAUUUAUUAUUGUGAUUUUAUGUAGUUUUUGGAUCAGAACUGAUAUAGUCUCAGAUUAUUUGUUUUUAUUCAGGUUAUUGGAUAGAUAGUGGGAAAUAAAUACCUGGUUUUCGCAUUUAA
This is a messenger RNA of Hemicordylus capensis (graceful crag lizard), 6982 nucleotides long. It is a transcript of the gene EIF2AK2, whose product is annotated as eukaryotic translation initiation factor 2 alpha kinase 2. Gene Ontology annotation, biological process: protein phosphorylation. The record is from RefSeq and is a predicted model, not a curated record. Gene Ontology annotation, molecular function: double-stranded RNA binding; protein kinase activity; ATP binding. The coding region runs from base 229 to 2022 and encodes 597 amino acids. Lineage: Eukaryota; Metazoa; Chordata; Lepidosauria; Squamata; Cordylidae. The transcript has 17 exons.